This is a messenger RNA of Trichomycterus rosablanca, 7657 nucleotides long. It is a transcript of the gene camta2, whose product is annotated as calmodulin binding transcription activator 2. Gene Ontology annotation, biological process: regulation of transcription by RNA polymerase II. Lineage: Eukaryota; Metazoa; Chordata; Actinopteri; Siluriformes; Trichomycteridae. The record is from RefSeq and is a predicted model, not a curated record. Gene Ontology annotation, molecular function: protein binding; transcription coregulator activity; double-stranded DNA binding. The coding region runs from base 337 to 5661 and encodes 1774 amino acids. Gene Ontology annotation, cellular component: nucleus. The transcript has 22 exons.
GUGUGUGUGUGUGUGUGUGAGAGAGAGAGAGAGAGAGUGUGUGUGUGUGUGUGUGAGAGAGAGAGAGUGUGUGUGUGUGUGUGAGAGAGAGUGUGUGUGUGUGUGUGUGUGUGUGAGAGAGUGUGUGUGUGUGAGAGAGAGUGUGUGUGUGUGUGUGUGUGAGAGAGUGUGUGUGUGUGAGAGAGAGUGUGUGUGUGUGUGUGUGUGUGUUGGUAAUUACGUCACAAGUCGUUCCCCACAACAUGGCGGCUGUGUGUGAGUGAGGAGGCGGAAGUGUACCAGUUUGCGACUAUGUGACCGCCCCCUGCAGGCUGGACAGAGUGAGUGUAUCUCACCAUGAAUAAGGACACCACCACUGAGUCCGAGAAUAACAGUCAGAUGAAGGUGUUUUUGCCCAAUAAGUUGUUGGAGUGUUUGCCUCACACAAGCACACUCCCUAAAGAAAGACUCCGCUGGAACACCAACGAGGAAAUCGCGUCCUUCCUGAUCUCGUUUGACAGACAUGAAGAAUGGCUCUCCUGCACCCUGAAGACCAGGCCGCAGAACGGUUCGAUAAUCCUGUACAACAGGAAGAAGGUGCAGUACAGGAAGGAUGGCUACUGCUGGAAGAAGAGGAAGGAUGGAAAAACCACACGGGAAGAUCACAUGAAGCUCAAAGUGCAGGGCACGGAGUGUCUCUAUGGUUGUUAUGUCCAUUCCUCCAUCGUCCCAACAUUCCACAGGAGGUGCUAUUGGCUGCUGCAGAACCCGGACAUCGUGCUGGUCCACUAUCUGAAUGUACCGAAUGUGGAGGACAGUGGGAAGGUCUGCGGGCCGGUACUGUGCGCCGUCAGUGAUCGACGAGACGGACUGCGCUGGAGCCGAGAGGAGCUGCUCUCGCAACUCAAACCCAUGUUUCACAGUAUGAAGUGGUGUGGCACUGGGAACGGGCCGGAGCCGUCCAUAGAGCAACUGGUGCUGCAGAUUCUGGAAUCGCAACAGACCAAACCACAACCACGUACACACACCUGCCUCUGUAACCAUGCCUCUUCAGGAAUGAACAUUCCUCACCGGUGUAACAGCACUAAACAUCGCAUCAUCUCCCCUAAGCUGCCGUGUGGCCCCGCCCCCUAUCAGGCAGAGAUGCAGAAUCCAACCAAUCAGAGCUCAGGAUGUGGCAAAGACGGUGCUGGGGAUGUUGCCAUGGAGAACAUGAGCUCAGAGAAAACGCAGCCCUCCAGCCCAGCGAUCGGCCCAGAGAACUGCGGCUUGGCUCCGCCCUCCUCCACAUCCAGCCCACCCCAAAUACAGCGUGCGGCGACCAUAACCAUCGGCAACGGCAACGGCUUCUACGGCGAACAGCGGGGCGGCUUGGCGACCAUGGCUUUGCCACAGAAUGCGGUACUCGUCAUGACGACGGCGGCGGCGGCGGCGGCUUUGGGCCGAGGAGGGGAGGAGUCUAAAGGAGAGCUGGGACCCACCCACCUGUCGCUCACCCGUGCAGGCGGCAGACUCGUCCUAUCACCUGUCCCGCCCAAACAGGACACGCCCCCUGCCAGUCCAGCCCCGGGACCCGCCCAAACGGCGCCACCCAAUCAGGGCGUGGCUACACUGUCGCUCACGCUUUUGCCGAGCCCCGUGAUUGGGGGACUGCUGUUGACGGACAGGAUUAACACGCCCGGUGCUUUGCUCCGCCCCCAAUCACCUCCGCUAAUGACCGCGCCUCCUGUAGCGGCUAGCUCCGGUCCUGACGCUGCCCCAGCUACCCAGCUGCCCUUUGAUCCUGAUUCGUUCCUGAACAGCCCAAAACAGGGUCAAACCUACGGAGGCUCCUCCCUUUCUCCGAACAACGCCAGUAACCCCGCCUCUAUAUCACAGACCCCGCCCCCUUCCACGUCUCCUCAGGCCGCGUCGUUAGCGCUGAGUCUUUCUCCUACGUCCUCGCCGUCCUCCCUGUCCUCGUUAUCUCCGCCCACCUCCACUCCUAACUCCUCCCUCUCUUUCUCCCUCUCUCCUUCUUGCUCCGCCCCCUCCUUCCCGCCUUUCUGUCUCGACUCCUCAUUGGCUCUCGAUCCGUUAGCCAAUCCGCUAAACCUGACCCUGAACGCGCAAAAAUUCCCGGCGCAGUACUCCCAGCCCGGAUGCGACGGACACGCCCUUAUGAUUGGACAGAAUGAAAAUGCUCCGCCCACUCCAGUAUCACUAAACCAUUUACAAACAACUCAGCAAUUGAGCCUCAAUCAGCUCCCACUUAUAACCAAUCAGCUCUCACCCAGUCAGCUCUCGUCCAAUCACCUCCCACUUAUAACCAAUCAGCUCUCACCCAGUCAGCUCUCGUCCAAUCAGCUCCCACUUAUAACCAAUCAGCUCUCACCCAGUCAGCUCUCGUCCAAUCACCUCCCACUUAUGACCAAUCAGCUCUCACCCAGUCAGCUCUCGUCCAAUCACCUCCCACUUAUAACCAAUCAGCUCUCACCCAGUCAGCUCUCGUCCAAUCACCUCCCACUUAUGACCAAUCAGCUCUCACCCAGUCAGCUCUCGUCCAAUCACCUCCCACUUAUAACCAAUCAGCUCUCACCCAGUCAGCUCUCGUCCAAUCACCUCCCACUUAUAACCAAUCAGCUCUCACCCAGUCAGCUCUCGUCCAAUCACCUCCCACUUAUGACCAAUCAGCUCUCACCCAGUCAGCUCUCGUCCAAUCUGCUCCCACUUAUAACCAAUCAGCUCUCACCCAGUCAGCUCUCGUCCAAUCACCUCCCACUUAUGACCAAUCAGCUCUCACCCAGUCAGCUCUCGUCCAAUCACCUCCCACUUAUAACCAAUCAGCUCUCACCCAGUCAGCUCUCGUCCAAUCACCUCCCACUUAUGACCAAUCAGCUCUCACCCAGUCAGCUCUCGUCCAAUCUGCUCCCACUUAUAACCAAUCAGCUCUCGUCCAAUCAGCUCCCGGCUGACGUAGAAGGGGCGGGGCACUGUAACGAGACUCACCUGUUAACGAGCCACGCCCCGGCACACGCACGCUUGUCGGAUUUGAGGUCGCCGGUUCGAGGUUUACGCCACAGCCUCAGCCAGCCGGCUCUGCUCGUACACACCGACACACACUCGCCCCAAUACAGCCACACACCACACACACACUCACACACACACACUCCCGCCGUACAGGUGAGCCCAGUUCAGGUGAAGGAGGAGAAGUCUCCGCCCAUCACCUCCGCCGUUUUACACGAGUUAGAACCCGACGAGAUGCCCAUGGACACCGCCCACAGUUCAGACUCCGCCCAGCAGGGUGCCGAGGAGGCGGAGCUAACGUUCGACUCCACCUUCCCUGAUCUUAUAUCCGAGCUCAUGACGGAGGAGACGAGCGCUCAGACUUCCUGCUCCAGCCUAAACCCCGCCUCUACACCUACACCUUACCCUGUCCGAUACAUGGCCCCGCCCCAGCCGACGCCCUCCACCUCCUACCUGCCCUACUCCAUCCUGACGAACACCGCCACGCACUCUCACAUGCACUCCGGGCCGGGGGAGGAGCCUCAGCGCCUCGCCAGCAUCACAGACUUCUCACCCGAGUGGUCGUACCCAGAGGGCGGGGUGAAGGUGUUGAUCACAGGGCCGUGGUGUGAGGUGAGCUGCAGGUACUCGUGUGUGUUUGAUCAGAGUACAGUACCAGCCUCACUCAUCCAGCCGGGGGUACUGCGCUGUUACUGCCCAGCACAUGAAGCAGGACUGGUAGCUCUGCGGGUGAUGAAGGACUCUGAGGCCGUUUCCUCCUCGGUGCUGUUUGAGUAUCGAGCUCGAAACGCAACAUCAUUACCCAGCUCACAACUCGACUGGCUCUCUCUGGAUGAUAACCAGUUCCGCAUGUCCAUCCUGGAGAGGCUGGAGCAGAUGGAGAGGAGGAUGGCCGAGAUGGCUAACAACAACCAACAACAACAACCGCAGCAGCAGCAGCAGAGGUUGUCACGGCAACAGAGCUCACCUCCUUCCACGCUGCGCCUCACACCUGAGAACCAGUCGGGCGUGUGGUUCGAGCGGCGGAUCGUGAGCGUGUGUGAGCGGAUGAUGAGCGGAGGACGCUGGGGGGGCAGCGAGAGACUCACACACUGCGUCCGGCACAGAGGGAUGACCUUACUGCACCUCGCCGCCGCUCAAGGAUACACACACCUCAUACACACACUCAUCCGCUGGAGGACUCAGAGUUCAGACAGUUUGGAUCUGGAACAGGAAGUGGAUCCUCUGAACGUGGAUCAUUUCUCCUGCACACCUCUGAUGUGGGCGUGUGCUCUGGGUCACCAGUCGGCCGCCGUCUUGCUGUACAGGUGGAGCAGUGUGGCGCUGAUGAUCCCAGAUUCUCUGGGCCGCCUCCCUCUGGCCGUCGCCCGCUCGCGUGGACACACCCGCCUGGCGCGCUGUCUCGAGGAGCUACACACACACACACUCUCACAGACACACACACCAGAUGUUACACACACGCACAACAACACACACACGCUGGAGACGUCACCUCCACCACAGUUCCCCCCGUCUCCUCUCUCCACCAGCCCUGAUACAGGUCUGAGCUCCUCCAGCAGUGUUCCCUCCCCCAGUGACCCCCCCUCUCCGUCUCCCAGCUCCGCCUACUCCAGUGGUUCAGCUCCUCUCACCUCUCCUCAGUCUCCUCCUGAUCUCAUGGACACCUCCUGCGACUCCUCCCCCCGCUCCUCACCCCCCCGCUCCUCACCCAUGCCUCCUCUUCCCUGUCCCACCCCCUCGGUGGAGGCACACUUCCUGGUGGACUCGCCCUCACCCCCCCACUUGGAGCACACACACUCGUCCUUCGAGGCCGAGCUGCUGAACUACAGCGAGAACGCCGAGAACGAGGAGUACCUGCCUGCAGAGGUCCUACAGGUUGACAUGGCAACGCUGGCGGACCAAAUCAUCGAGGCGACGCCCGAGCGAAUCAAACAGGAGGAAUUCCCCCGAGGGGCGGAGUCACCGCUCAGAGAGAGGCGGGACAAUUCAGCCAUUCACGACACCAUGCCGUGGCUCGCCCCGUACCUGGACACCGUGGACAGGUGUGUGUGCCCCACCCCGCAGCCCCCCUCCCCUCUCAGCGCACUGGCUCUGCAGAGACUCCGCCCCCCCAGCAGCGCGGCCUGGGCGGAGUUUCUCAACGCCUCGGCCAAUGGCAGGAUGGAGAGAGACUUCGCUCUGCUCACGCUAACGGACAGCGAACAGAGAGAGCUAUACGAGGCAGCGCGCAUCAUCCAGAACGCCUUCCGCCGAUACAAGGGGCGACGACUAAAGGAACAGCAGGACAUCGCGGCUGCAGUGAUACAGCGAUGCUACAGGAAGUACAAACAGCUAACAUGGAUUGCUCUGAAGUACGCUCUCUAUAAGAAGAUGACCCAGGCUGCUAUCCUGAUCCAGAGUAAGUUCAGGAGUUAUUAUGAGCAGAAGAAGUUCCAGCAGAGUCGCCGUGCCGCUGUUCUGAUCCAGCAGUAUUACCGCAGCUAUAAAGAGUACGAACGCAUUAAACAGGGGGGCAGGAGCUCCGCCCCGCUCUCCAGCAGGAUCAAGGGGUCCUUCCUCACCAAGAAACAGGAUCAAGCUGCUCGCAAGAUCAUGCGCUUCUUCAGACGCUGCAGACACAGGAUUAAGGAGCUGAAGCAGAGUAAGGAGCUGGAGCGGCGAGGACUCACCACCUGAUCUCACACCACCAAGCUCCACUCUAAUGUUUACAUUCACUUCCUCUUAUAACCAAUAACAUCUCCUUCCUGCUUCCUGCAUGUGUGCUGCUCCUCCGUCUCCUGCUCUUUAACUGUCACACUGCAGCACCAGGAACUGGACCCUGACCAGGUUGUGCUUGAGACAGACUGUGUAAGAUAGCUGAUGAUGCUUUGAUCUGCUUCCACUCCUGCAGACUCCAGAUUACUGAGCUUGUGUUUGUUUCAGCUCUUCUAGAGAGCGUGUUAUAUACAGUGGGUGGUGGCUAUAUAUCAUAUAUGCUGGUAUAUGAUAUACAUUAUGAUGGGAUAUAUGAUGUUAUAAAUGAUGGUAUAUAUCAUACAUGAUGAUAUAGGCAGUAUGAUGGUAUAUAUGAUGGUAUUUAUGAUGUUCUAUACAGUAUGAUAGUAUAUAUAAUGGGAUAUAUAAUAUAUGCUGGUGUAGACAGUAUGAUGUGUAGAGGAUGUUAUAUAUGAUAUAUGCUGGUACAGCCAGUAUGAUGGUAUAUAUGAUGGUAUAUAUGGUAUAUGGUGGUAUAUAUUCUGAACCAUGUGUUUGAUUCUGUGUUGCCGCGUGACUCCAUGUUUACGUUCUCAGUCAGACGGGACGUUUUUUUUUUUUUUCUCUCUGCACUGAUUUAAAAGUCUUAAACUGAGUAUUAGUUCUGGGUUUAACACCCCUGUCCAGGGUCCCAGUUCCACCUGCACCAAGCUGCUUACAUGAUCAUGACUGGAGUACUUACCCAUCAUGCCAGGUUGAUUAUCUAGUGAGGUGUGAGUGCCACAACGGUUGAGUGAGGAGAAGAUGGAGGAUCUGUGGAGCCUCCAGAACCCAGCGCUGAUCCUGGUCCUGAUCAAAGAGCCUAAACCACCUGGACACCAAAUCAAAGUCCUGAUCCUGGACUCUGGAGCGCCCACGUCUGGUACUGAUAUGAGGCGCGACGGUCGAUCCUAGCAUGAUAUAACGUUCAUGUUUUAUACGGAGGUGUACAUCUGAGGACCUGGACUUCUGAACUCUGUUCACUCCGUCAGAGAGGUGACUAGAGGGGUCGGGGGACACUGGGACAGGGGUCGGGGGUGUGAGGUGAUGUUAUUUCUGCAUUUACAUCCUGGAACUUUAAUCACACCAUUUCUAAAUAAAUAACAUUCAAAUCAAAUUUAAUUCUUCAACACAUUCCAAAAAUACUGGGACAGGUGCUGGUUUACCUCGGUGUUACAUCACAUACGCUAGUUUCAUCGCCUUUCUGUAACAGCUGAGUUUCAGAGGAGUCGGCGGCGUUUCUGGAUCUCGUUGAUAUUUGGAUCUGGACGUGUGUCUGUAGAUGCUGUGGUGAGCCGUGUUUACUGACCAGGGUUUUCUGAAGCGUUCCAGAGUCCGUGUGGUUGUGUUCAGUACAGAAUCAGGUGAAGUUUGGGUUCUCAGCCCUGAUGUACGCACAUAUACAUUUCUCCAGAUUCUCUGAUGAUGUUCAGGACUGUAGACGGUAAAGCUGCUCCUGUCCCGGUGUUGUUGGAGUGUGUUGAGGUAUUAAAUGAUGAGCGAGUGAUUAUUUACACGCCUGAGUAAAGCUGAAUGGUUCUUUUCUUCUCUGUAUGAGAGUGUUUACACACCACGGCUCAUCAGUUCUGUCUGAUUUUAUUUACUGAUUUAUUUUAUAUUUUUAUUCAUCUGGUUUGUACAUUUGGAUUGUUUAUGUUCGGACUGUAAUUAUGUACUGAGCUCACGGUGCGCCAUCAUCACUGCUGGAAUGUUUCUACAUCAUUUCUGUUUUAUUCUGUUCAGGUGAGUGUGUGCGAGUCUCUCUCUCUCUCUCUCUCUCUCUCUCUCUCACACACACACACCAGUGUAGUUCUGAUAGUAAUUAUGGGUGUAACUGUGUGUAUAUAGUGUACAUUAUGAUGAUGAUAUAUGAAGUGUAACUCUGUGUGUGUGUGUUUGCAUGAUUUGAAUAAUAAUACAGAUUAAGCUAUUCAAUAAA